Messenger RNA from Atta colombica, 2933 nucleotides. Its product is annotated as acetylcholinesterase-like. The record is from RefSeq and is a predicted model, not a curated record. Gene Ontology annotation, molecular function: acetylcholinesterase activity. Gene Ontology annotation, cellular component: plasma membrane. The coding region runs from base 98 to 2092 and encodes 664 amino acids. The transcript is spliced from 8 exons. Lineage: Eukaryota; Metazoa; Arthropoda; Insecta; Hymenoptera; Formicidae. Gene Ontology annotation, biological process: acetylcholine catabolic process; choline metabolic process.
UGUCCCUGCCCUAACGUGCGUACGUGAGACGGGGAAAGAGGUGCAGAGAGGGAGAGGGACGCUGAAUCGUCUAUUGAACACGACCCGAGCAGGCACGAUGUCGAGAAACUCAAGUUCCUGGCGAACCGGCAGACUGGAGGCCCUGCUGGUACUAAGCCUGUUCCUGCUCCUCGUCCUGCAGCCGGAUCCUUGCCUCGGCUCGCCGUCCCACCGGAGCAGGCAUCACGAGCACGAGCUGCACGCCGCGCAGGAGACGUCGCACGAGGACGCCAGGAGUUCCAGGUCGAGUGAGGAGCUCCCACGACCGGCCGCCCUCGUCGGCCACUCCGACGAUCCGCUGGUGGUGCGCACCAGGAAAGGCAUGGUCCGCGGCAAAACCAUGAUCGCGACAACCGGCAAAAGCGUCGACGCCUGGUUCGGCAUUCCCUACGCCCAAAAACCCGUCGGCCCGCUGAGGUUUCGCCAUCCGCGGCCGGCCGAACGCUGGUCGGGCGUGCUGAAUGCGACCACCCUGCCGAACAGCUGCGUGCAAAUCCUGGACACGGUGUUUGGCGACUUCCCCGGCGCCACCAUGUGGAACCCAAAUACGCCAUUGAGCGAGGACUGCCUGUAUGUGAACGUGGUGGUGCCGCGGCCCAGGCCUAGGAACGCUGCUGUCAUGGUAUGGAUAUUCGGUGGUGGCUUCUAUUCCGGCUCAGCCACCCUCGACGUAUAUGACCACAAAACCCUGGUAUCGGAAGAGAACGUAAUCAUGGUGUCGAUGCAAUAUCGCGUGGCUAGUCUCGGCUUCCUGUACUUCGGCACGUCCGACGUGCCCGGUAAUGCUGGGCUCUUCGAUCAGAUGAUGGCUCUGCAAUGGGUACGCGACAACAUCGCCGCGUUCGGCGGCAAUCCUGAGAACGUGACGCUCUUCGGCGAAAGCGCGGGCGCGGUCUCCGUCUCCUUACAUCUUCUGUCCCCGCUGUCCAGGCAUUUGUUCAAUCAAGCCAUCAUGCAAUCGGGCUCAGCGACCGCGCCAUGGGCGAUAAUCUCGCGUGACGAAUCGAUCGUGCGUGGCAUCCGGCUGGCCGAAGCAGUGGGUUGCCCGCAUGAUCGCCACAAUCUGCGUGAAGCGAUCGACUGCUUGUUGACGAAGGAUGCGGAGGAACUGGUGAAGAACGAGUGGGGCACCCUCGGAAUAUGCGAGUUCCCGUUCGUGCCGGUGAUUGACGGCGCGUUCCUCGACGAGACUCCCCAACGUUCGCUCGCCACGACAUCCUUCAAGAAGACCAACAUCCUCAUGGGUUCCAACACUGAGGAAGGCUUCUACUUCAUCAUCUAUUAUCUAACGGAGUUGUUUCGCAUUGACGGUGCCGAGGACGUGAAGGUGACGCGCGAUCAGUUCAUCAGCGCCGUAUCCGAGCUGAAUCCCUACGUAAAUCAAAUUGGCCGUCACGCCAUCAUCUACGAGUACAGCGACUGGCUGCAUCCAGAGGAUCCGCACGCGAAUCGCGACGCCCUUGAUAAAAUCGUCGGCGACUACCAGUUCACUUGCAAUGUCAACGAAUUUGCCGGCCGAUACGCCGAUACCGGCCACACUGUCUAUAUGUAUUAUUACAAGCACAGAUCUAGGAACAAUCCAUGGCCGCGAUGGACCGGAGUCAUGCAUGCCGAUGAGAUAAGCUACAUCUUUGGGGAACCGCUGGACCCGUCCAAGGGCUACACGCACGAGGAGAUACAGCUCUCGAAAAGAAUGAUGAGAUACUGGGCGAACUUCGCAAAAACGGGAGAUCCGAACAUCGACGAGAGCGGUGAGCUAUCCCUGGCUUACUGGCCGUCGCACACCGCCGUCAAUAAAGAGUACCUGACCUUGGACAUCAACAGCACAGAGAUCGGCAGCGGUCCCAGGGUGAGGCAGUGCACUUUCUGGAAAAAGUAUCUGCCGCAGCUGCUCGGCGCCACGUCGAAACUGGAGGUCGGGUCCAAGGAGACGUGCGGCAGCACGAGCCUCGCCAACUCCGGCGCGACCCGGAUACUCCUGAUCUUGAGCCUGUUAUUGACCGGCCUCACUACUCUGCCUCACAUCCAGCACGACGUCAGAGGUAUCGUUUAGCUCCCGGUUGCCGCCGCCGCUGGAUCGGUGGUCGGCCGUCGAGCCGCCGUCCUAGCCCCGUCGAGCAGCAGAAGCAUCAGCAUCAGCAUCAACAUCAGCAGCAGCAGCAGCAGCAGCAGCAGCAGCAGCAGCAGCAGCAUCAGCAGCAUCGGCAUCAGCAGCGGCGGUCCGUUUCUUCCCUAAAGAAGAAGACGAACGAACGCGAACGAACGAACGGACGGACGAAACGAACGAACGAACGAUCGGGAAGAUGACGGUACCGCGCGAGAAACAGACAUAUCAAUAGUAGAAGAGUGCUCGAUCGCCGGGGGAUCGACGAUGAAUAAAAGAAAAAAAAAUACACGCCCGCCUAUGAGAGAGAUCUCGGUCGGAAAUUAUGGGGGACGAAGAGGGGCCCCAGGGGCCCGGGGUGGAAUCGAGUUCGAGUAGUAUUCACGCGCGUAAAUAGAGAAAGGAGAGAUCUGAAAAGGAUGACAAACGACGAUCCGACGACGAUGAUGGAGGACGAUGAGAGGUAAGAAGAGAGGAAUAAAUGAGAUAUUCAAUGUAGCGAUGCACGGACGAUCGAACGGGGGACGAGACGAUGGCUCAAAACUAUCGGCGAACUACGCCGACGGUUCUAAUUGCGCUAAUUAUAGUUCCUACGAGUCACUCCGAAGUCUGAAAGCUCUUCCCCCGCCUUAAUGCCAGCGCAACAGAACGACGAGAAUUCGAAAGUCCGUUUGAACUUUCGAAGGUUCAUGUAGGUAUCUGAAAACGCGUAAUGAAAACGCGAAGAUUCGAAAAAAAAUUUCGAACGGGAGUUCGAAAAUUCAAAAAAUUCAAGAAACGCUAAAUUAAC